CUAGUAGUGGUGAGAGUCAGAAUUAAAUGUCAUCUUCCUUCUCAAGGAAAAUUAAUUAAUUAAUAAAAAUAACCUCGAAACACACACUUCAAUUCCAAUAAUUUUUCCAGAAAUCUUUGGCUCAAAACUACACGGAUCUUCUCACCAUGCUGCCAGAUGAAGAAGAUUCAGUUGUGGUAAACAACGGAACUACUCAGUUAAGCCUAUUGCCACUUGCGAAGCUCAAACGCUGGCAAUGGUGGCUUCUUGUUGCCUUUAACGUAUCUUUUCUCAUUAUUGGUCAAAUUGCUGCUGUUCUUCUUGGUCGAUUUUAUUAUGACCAUGGUGGAAAUAGUAAAUGGAUGGCUACACUUGUUCAAACCAUAGGAUUCCCGAUCCUUUUCAUUCCGUAUAUUAUUAUUCCAUCAUCUAAACAGUCAUCGAGUACAUCCGCCCCGUCUUUCUCACUACCAGUUAUUUUUGUCAUCUAUAUAGUUGUUGGUGCUCUAAUUGCUGGCGACAAUAUGUUAUACUCUGUGGGAUUACUAUACCUCUCGGCCUCGACUUACUCACUUAUUUGUGCUACCCAAUUAGGGUUCAAUGCAAUAUUUUCGUAUUUCAUAAAUUCCCAAAAGUUUACUGCUUUAAUUUUUAAUUCUGUGGUGAAUCUUUCAUUAUCUGCCGCUUUGAUUGCAACUAAUGAUGAUUCUGAUAAACCGUCUGGAGUCACAAAAGGGAAAUACAUUCUUGGUUUCAUAGCUACACUUAGUGCUUCUGCACUUUACUCCCUUUUACUUUCCAUCAUGCAACUUACCUUCCAAAAAGUCAUUAAAAAGGAAACGUUUUCUGUGGUUCUUGAGCUUCAAAUUUAUACAUCCUUCUUUGCCACCUGUGUUUCUACUGUGGGUCUUUUUGCUAGCGGUGAGUGGAGGACUUUGAGUGGUGAAAUGGACAGUUUUAGCAAGGGGGGUUUGGCUUAUGUGAUGACUUUGGUAUGGACAGCUGUGGCUUGGCAAGUGUGUUCGGUUGGGGUCGUGGGGUUGAUUUUUGUGGUGUCAUCUUUGUUUUCAAAUGUGAUUAGUACUCUCUCAUUGGCUCUGACACCUCUGGCCGCAGUGGCUGUGUUUCAUGACAACAUGAACAGUGUAAAGAUAAUUGCUAUGCUACUGGGCAUUUGGGGUUUCUGUACUUACAUUUAUCAGAAUUAUUUAGAUGAUCUUGCGGAUAAGAGGAAACAAACGGAUGCUACUGGGGCAGUUUUAUCAGAAGCAUCUUCACCAUUGCUAGACUGAGCAUCUACAUAAGCAGGAAACUUGCACCUCCAGAUGCACAAGAUGAGGUAUGUUUUGACUUUUGGGGUCAAACGAGUCGAUUUUAAAUUGAAAAUUCAUAUAUUUUGGGAAAAAGAUUAACAUGAUGCUGUUUUGUCACAGCAACCUAUUGGUUACAUGUUUUUAUAAAAAUCAAUAGUAGUCGAUUUCAAGCUGAAAACUCAUACAAUUCGUUUGACCAUAGAGUCAAAAUAGAUCAAUGGAGGUAGUAGGUUUUCUCUUAACAGGUAAUGCUGUCGUGGGAAAAAGAGUGUUGCUAUUGUUGUAAUUUGGAUUUUAUAUGCUCCGUAUUUGAUAAGAUGUAUAAGUAUAUUAUAUAAACUAUAAUGGUUACAAAUGGAGAAUUGUAAUGAAAUUGUAAAAAGGAACCAUAGAAAUCUUCUUCUGUCACAGACGAAUAGAACGAACUCUUGUGUAAA
Messenger RNA from Erigeron canadensis, 1729 nucleotides. Its product is annotated as probable purine permease 11. The coding region runs from base 147 to 1271 and encodes 374 amino acids. Gene Ontology annotation, cellular component: membrane. The transcript has 3 exons. The record is from RefSeq and is a predicted model, not a curated record. Gene Ontology annotation, molecular function: purine nucleoside transmembrane transporter activity. Lineage: Eukaryota; Viridiplantae; Streptophyta; Magnoliopsida; Asterales; Asteraceae.